Messenger RNA from Colletotrichum higginsianum IMI 349063, 258 nucleotides. RefSeq lists its product as uncharacterized. Bases 1 to 258 code for a protein of 85 amino acids. The record is from RefSeq and is a predicted model, not a curated record. Lineage: Eukaryota; Fungi; Ascomycota; Sordariomycetes; Glomerellales; Glomerellaceae. The transcript has a single exon.
AUGGAGCGCGAGAAGGACAUCACAGCUGAGUUCUUUGUGCGCCAACCGUCUAAGCUGGAUGGCGGCAAUAGAACCAGUGGCGCAGACGAUGCCGUUGCUGCUGCUGCUGAUGCUGCUGCUGCUGAUGAUGAUGAUGCCAGCAACAACAACAACAACAACAACAACAACAACAGCACGGCUGACCAAAGACGUCUACUCCAGCUUGACAGGAGGUGUCCACCACCAGUUCCAGAGAAACGGACUUGUGUAGAUGGCUGA